AUGGCUGAGGAGCCACAAAAAGGCGUCAAGCGUCGUCGCAUCACGCAGGCAUGUGACUACUGCCACCAGAGAUCGAUCAGAUGUCGGCCCGACCCUGAGGAUCCUGACGAGCGCUGCACGAACUGCGUCUCUUUCCAGCAAGAGUGUACUCGACUUAGGCCGGCAAAGAAGCGUGGUGUUAAGCCACGAAACUCUUUGGAUGAUGAUUCAUCCGUGGCCCCUACACUACCGCCAGCACCUCAGGCGAUUGCAACUCAACCAGCAGAUAUCGAGUUAUGGAGGGCACCUCAUGUCGCUGGACAGGGGUUGAUCGUGGAUCUUGUGGAGGUCUACUUCGAAAUCAUCUAUCCCAUAUUUCCGCUUUUCCAUCGACCGAGCUUCAUUCGCAAGAUCUCUCGAGGCGAAUACAAUGCCGACCCAGCGCUGUAUGCCGUUACCAUGGCGGUGUGUGCAUUGAGCUCUGCACGAGCCAACGACAACGCAGUGUCCAAGCAAUCACCAGAUGUCGAUGAGCUUUCGCGCGUGCCAUCAAGGGCGUUCUACCAUGCCUCCAUCGACGCACUGCCAAAGUCAGACUUGCCCAGCGCAAAUUUCAAUGUGAUGAGAACGUAUGCCAUGCUCGCCUUGAUUGCUAUUCAAUAUGGUGACCAUCGUGGCAUGCAAGGCUUUCUUGGCAAGUACCAUGCAAUGGUGGCGAUGGACGGUCUGCACGAUGAGAAAAAUUGGCCCCAAGGACUCGGCAUCAUCGAGCUCGAAGAGCGCCGGAGACUGUUCUGGUCAAUCUACACUCUAGACGUCUUUUCCAGCAUAGUCUUCAAGUCCGUCAUCCGAGUACGCGAACAGCAAUCAAUAGUCCACUAUACAAGUGAGCUUGACGAUGCGUUCUUCGACAAUGCAGGGUACCGCCUUGAUCCUCAAUCCCCAACGUCGUCAAGCCCUGGGAGCAGUGUAAGCACUGAAAGCUGGGUGCAUGGCUGGAACAUCACUACCGAUCUGUGGCGUCUGAUUGAACAUGUUGCCAUAAAGCUGUACAGCCACACCAGGAGAAGGCGGACUUUUUCCGAGGUCGCAACCAAAUUUGAGACCUCACCAUCAGCUGCUGCCCUUUCGGCCGAGGUCGACAAAAUAUACUAUUCCCUGCCCACGCAUUUCCGUCACAUUGAGGAAAUGAGUGGCGACUCGACCGGUGCAGAUCGAUAUGGCUUCCAGGCUGCGAACAUCACGGCGACCGUUCAAUUGCUUCGUAUGGUGUUACUAGCCUCGGAAGAGAACACCAUCGAGCAAAGGUGCCACGUCGUGAGCAGUGUCGUGCAUGCAUUCAUGCGCAUACCAAUCUCUUACCUUCGUGCAAUCAACAGUCCCCUUUUGCACCAUCUCGGCUCAAUAGGUGCUGUCUUGGAGGGCGUGCUUGCCGAACGUCUGACUGAGCAGCAGUAUCAGUCUGUCAGAACUGUCCUGCUGUCAUUAGCGCAGUUACUUGAGAAUCUGGACUUCGGCUUCCAUUCAAUCCAGGUCGCCAAAAAGUUGAGAGAUCUGGUCCUUCAGAUUGACGACCAUAUGUCGACACACCGGCCAGUGGCGAACAGUCUGACCUCGCCAUCGUCUUCGACGUAUUCGCCCGCGACAGAACCUGGUACGCAUGUACCGGGCUCAAUUUUGACACAAUGGCCGUGGAAGACUGGCUCUUCGUAUUUACCUUAG
Cyphellophora attinorum is the source of this 1701-nucleotide messenger RNA. Its product is annotated as Transcriptional activator protein acu-15. The record is from RefSeq and is a predicted model, not a curated record. Gene Ontology annotation, molecular function: DNA-binding transcription factor activity, RNA polymerase II-specific; zinc ion binding; DNA binding. The coding region runs from base 1 to 1701 and encodes 566 amino acids. NCBI's taxonomy places the organism in Eukaryota, Fungi, Ascomycota, Eurotiomycetes, Chaetothyriales, Cyphellophoraceae. Gene Ontology annotation, biological process: DNA-templated transcription; regulation of DNA-templated transcription. The transcript has 6 exons.